UCCCGCCAGUGGAAAGAAAUACCAUUCGGCGUCCAGAAGGCGUCGAGGAAAGGUCGUCGUCGGAUAGCUGCAAUUCUUUUAGAGGAAAGAUAGUUCCACUUCGUCCCGAAGUUCGAAAUGUGUUUUCCAGCAUAUGUCAGGCAGGUAGCAGAUAUCCAAAGACGAACAUAAUCUCGAUGAAAACUAACUACACUGAGAAAGGAACAAGAGACUAGAAUGGCAAUUUGAGAAAAGACAGCAGCAGAAAAUAGAGGUCAACCUCCGGCUAGCUCCUGCGUUCCAACAUCUGGACGAGUAGAGAAGGACCUGAGAGCAUCUGUCGAAGGGUGAAAAGAAUAGGAGUCACAAACGUCCGUCGCUUUUCCCCCAGGUCUUUGCUCUUCCUCUUCAUUGCGAAGGGAACUGGCCAGUGCAUUAGUGUAUAUCACAGAAAUCAGGAAAAAUAUGACGAAAGUGAGAAUAGCGACGGUAUACAUUCGGUAUUCAACAUGAUUUAAAGUUUUGCCGUGAAAUAAAUAUAUCAUAAAAAAACUCUCUUCAGGAGAUUUCCUUAGUAAGCAGCAACACGGGCCGCUGCACAAUAAAUCAAAGACGGCUGAUUAAUAUCAGCGACUGUGAUUGCUCAUAGCAAAUAAGAUUUUGACAAAUGUGAAAUGAUACAAUCCAUAAAAUAUUCGAUUUACUCGAAAUCCAAAGCCACAGAGGCAAGGAUAUAUCAUUUACGAGAGAGCCGUUUUAUCCAUUUACAAUACGAAAUUAAGCAAAUUAUUUAAAUAUAAUACGAACCGUUCAAACAGGACAGAGCCCGAGCAGACAUGAGGCCAUGUAAACCUAUCGCCUAUAUCCUAAAUUUAAGUGGAACAUUAAUAUCAAGACAACACGAACCUCUUCUUUUCGUUUCGCUCCGAUAUGAGAAACUAUAAAAUAGUUAGAUAAGUAAAAAGUAGAUCAAGAGUACUGAAGAAAAGUUUUAAAAAACGAGUAAAAGUGAAUACAGUCUAAAAUUUUUGUGAAAUACUCGAUUCGUUGCACAAUGGUAUAAGUUCAAGUCAUAAGUGAUCUAGAUCAAGUCCAUAACCAGUGUUAUGUUCCCUUGAAUCAGAGUAGGAUCUGCCAUCAUUUCCUAGUGAACUGAAGUGGGACCCUUAAAUUGUAUAAGUGACCUGAAGUACAGUAAAUGGUGUCUAAGUAAACUGGAAAGGAUUUAGAAAUGACUUCUUCGUGCACUAAUGUAUAAUAUGAAAUGAUCUCCCAGUGAAUUAGUGUACAGUCUAACAGAACAUCAUAGUGAACUCAAGAACUAAAAUUACUGAAAGUUCACCGGCAGCUGUGGAAGAAAUUAAAACAUUAACUUACUGAACACUCGAGGUAUCGAAAAAGAAGCCAGUCACCAUGAGGGUAUCCACGUUUGCCUUUUGUCUGCUAGUGUGCAGCGCAAAUGCUGCUGCUGGAAAUAAGCAAGAGGCCAGCACCAAUGGAGAUGAAAACACUGCACUAGAAUCAAGUGAUGCGAGUGAAAACUACGACGAAAGUUUACUCACUGGUGAAGCACACCACCCCACCACUACUACCGUCCAUGCCAAGGAAACUGGCGGCUCAAGGACUGAGAUAGAAGACCUUUCCUUGGUCAUACUUUGCAGUUCUAAAAACAAAACGAUUCUCGUGAAGAAAGACUUCCUGUUUAAUGAUGUAGUUUUGAAUCAGAUUUGUGCAGAAGGAAAAGAAACAGUUCAUGAAAACCCUCAAUAUGAUAAAAGCGUAAACCCAAGAUUAUCUAGAGGUAAACGAGAUAUUAAUGAUACGGAGACUCCCGUUAGCGACCCUAAUUCCCAGGAAGCAGAACUGCCCAAAGCAGAGCCUUGGGUAUGGAAAGGCCCUGUGCAUCAGCCGAAUCAUGGCACAACUACAAGCAGACCCCAGUCUAUAGGAAACAUACUGGGUCAACGAAUAGCGAAUCACCAUAGAUCACAACCCUCCCGUGACUUAAAUCUACUCGGGUCACCGACGCGGAAUUCUCGGUUUCACCCUAAGCCGAAUAUGGAUAGCCAUUUACUCGAUACGAAACUGAAGCAAGAUAAAGUUUCGGCAUUCAACGGCAAUUCCAGGCAGUAUCCUUUGACUGACUCUUACUCAAGAUACCCUAAUGUGCCUCCUCGUCCUCAGCAAAACUAUUACGCGCCCCCUCCUUUCCCGUCUCUUGGUGGGGCAGGAGCUAGUCUCCUCAGUCUACUAAAUCCUUUAAAUCUAUUCAGGUUACCAGUGCCGCCUCAAUUACCAAUAGGUAACAACCAAGUACCAUACAAUACCAACCACUUAUCACCCACCACUAAUCAGUUACCAUACAAUACCAAUCAUCUGAGACAUUUACCCAACCCUUUGAAGCCAUCGUCUUACGAUAUUCGCCAGCCAGCCUGGUCUCAUGAGGAACGUCCCAAGGGAGACGAUCCUCCUCCAGAGAUAGGGAAAAUCAAGUACGAAAUCAUCAGAGACAACAAGAAACACGAGUAUGGCCAUGAGUUUAUGGAGGACUCCCCACUCCGGGAUGACAUCUACGUGGGAAAAGAUGGGAACCUGUACAUCAGGGAUGGUACAACUCAUGAAAACUCCUACUCAAACUUUCAGGUCAGUUCGUAUGCUAGUGAUGUUAAUGACCUAGUAUCUCCAACGCUGAAGGAGGAUGAUAGAUAUGAAGAGCCGGACAUUGAAGAAGACACAUUUGACGAGCAGUACCAACAAUUACUGAAGAACCACAAUAUGAAUGAGCAAGACCCAGUCGAUUACACUACACAUUUCAAAGACUUCGUCAAUGACCAUCAAGAUGAUUAUGACCUCAACAGCCUGGACUUCUAUAAUGACGAUGACAAGUUUUCAAAAAAUAAAAAAUCAAACGGUUUACGCGAAGUUCCGCUUGACUGGGUCCCUACACCGCCUGGUCGUAUUAAUUACCCCUCAUACUUCUAUGUGCCUAGAACUGUUAUUAUGCCAUCAGUGUACAGAUCUAGGCUAAGAGGCCCUAUACCGCCUAGAGUUGGAGGCCCUCCAGCACCUAAUUUGAGAUUAAGUGGCCACAAUCCUCUCAGCUCUUACCUCUUUCCAUCCUCCAUUUCUCGACCUCUAUCGCAAGGAUACGAACUGAGCGAUUACCACCGUCUAUUGCUUAAUGCCCAAAGAAAGUCCACAAAUUACGAAGAUCCCAGUGAUAAGAGGACACAAAGCACCACCCCAUCAGACACGAGAACGAUGACAAACGCCCACGGCUUUUACCCUGGCAAUGGAUUCUUUGAUGCCGAUUUCCCCACGGUAUUCCAAAUGGCACCAUUUAAACAAAGCUUGGAGGGCCUAUCUGCAGCAUUGCAGCCAAAUGGAACGCUUCAAAUAGACAUUAAAAAUUCCACAACUACUGCUGUCCAGUGAGAGAGAGAGAGAGAGAGAGAGAGAGAGAGAGAGAGAGAUGAGCUGGUUUCUGCAAUUCGUUGACCGAGUUCAUUGUAAUGACAAUCGAGUGCCCUGUAAACACCUCGCAAUCGGUUUUAGUCAUUCAAAACACAAACUGGGGAAAAGUCCAGAAGAGUGAACCAUAGAAAACUCAUUGUUUGAACUUUCGUAAAAAUUCUACUACACAAGUUUAACAGAGUCAUUUCUUACUGCAGAUGACUGUGAUCGUGAGUCGAGACGGGUUUCAGUUAAUAUCACCCAGGCAAUGACAAUGGCUAAACUGCUGGCCUUGAGGCUACAGGAGAGCGUAUUUUCAUCAUGCUGACUAAGGGGCUUCACUGCAUGGUUGCACGGACACAGCUAAAAUUAGUGAUUGAUAAAAGAAUUGGCGAAGAUGACACGAUCUGACGUCAUCACUCGGUGUAAACCACUGGACCUAGUUUCCGAAGAGUUCUACAAUCCAAUGUGACAUUUUCUUGCCUCGUAAAGAGAUGAAAAGGUCUGUAGGUUACAUGCGUUAGUUAGAAUAUAUACUACUUGUCUGGCUCAUCACUAAAUAAGAAGCAACAAAUGGAAAUAGCUAUAGUUAAAUGUAUCAAUGCACGCGAUCGCAUCCAAAGCUAUAUAUCGGUAACAUUUCCACGACAAUUUUAGUCUGGAUUUUUUUUUUUCAUCUAGAGAAACAGGAAGAAUUUGUGAUUUUACUACUAUGGGUAUUAUAUUUUUAUAGAUCUAGAAUAAGUUGUAAUAAUAAGAAUAUAACUUCA
Messenger RNA from Macrobrachium nipponense, 4202 nucleotides. RefSeq lists its product as uncharacterized. Lineage: Eukaryota; Metazoa; Arthropoda; Malacostraca; Decapoda; Palaemonidae. Bases 1393 to 3414 code for a protein of 673 amino acids. The record is from RefSeq and is a predicted model, not a curated record. The transcript has 3 exons.